GGGACGGUCCUCCCUCCCUCCCUCAGGCAGCCUCUAAUUCCCGAGCGAGAGACCAGGGUGACUUGGCAUGACGUGGGAUCGUGGUCAGUGGGUCCAGGUCCAGCAGACAAUCAGCAGACAUGGUGCAGCUAUUCUGUAUUUUCUUCCUUAGUGGAUGUUCUGCUGCCAGGAAGAAGCAGUAGGAAAACAUGGGAGGACUGCAAGUUGAAGAUGGAGAGCUCCCAGCACUAGCAAUCGAAAGACAUUGUGCAGCUAUCCGUCUUGCCCUCCUUAGCAGAUUUGCCUGAGCCAACGUUAGUUCAGACAUGCCCUGCAGAAGAAGCAGCUAAGAGGUAAUUUGAGAAAUUGCAACGCUGAUGCCUCUAGACAGGGUAAACAAGCCGAGUCUUUCCCAACUCUGCCUGGAAUAUGCUACGGACUGGACUGGGAACCUUUUUUAUAUAAGGGUAUGAUAUUUCCCAGAGGCCCUUCUGAUGAGAGUUAAAGGAGCGGCGGGCAGCUCCCCAAGCAACACAUACAGAUCGGUUAGGUUACAGGAGGACAUCUGGUGUUCAGCACUUAAGGAACAGAAUGGAGACCUGAUCCAGAUCUUAACAGCACCAUUCCCACUAUUCCUCUUCUCGCCAAAGGCCUGAGCUGGAUUGGAACUUUGCACCUACUCCAGAGUAAAAAUGACGAGAAAAAGAGCUGCACUGCACGGGAUGGGAUUGAUUUCAAUAGCCGCCAGAGGGCUCUGCUGAUUAUGGAAGGACACAUGUGACUGAAGGAAAGACUGUUCAGCUUCACCAGAACUCAAACAAGAUGCCUCCAAAAAGAUCCAAAGGGAAAGUUCCUCAGACCUUGGGUCCAAAAAGACAGCUGAAGGGUCAGAGGAACUCAGUAGAGCAACAGAAGAACCUCCUUGUAGACGGGUCAGGGAAUGCUGGGGCCCCUGAUAAAAAAGCAAGGAAGCGCAAAGGCACUACUGCUCCCCAGAGAACCUAUUCAGGUGAGAACCCUAACAUCUGCACUGAAUGUGGACAGACAUUUGCACAGAGCUCCGACCUGGUUAACCACCAAAGAAUCCACACGGGAGAGAAGCCGUAUAAAUGCUCUGACUGUGGGAAAUCAUUCAGUGUCAGUUCCAACCUGAGCAGGCACCAGAGAAUUCACACGGGGGAAAAGCCAUACCUUUGUUCUGAGUGUGGGAAGAGUUUCACUGACAAGUCAACCUUGGUUCAGCAUGUGAGAACCCACACUGGAGAGAAGCCCUACCAGUGUAUUGACUGUGGGAAAACCUUCAGCCGUAGCUCCCACCACAAACGGCAUCUGAAGAGCCCGUCGGAGAAGCGGCAGGGCAAAUGCAGCCACCAGGGGAGUCCUACGUCUGAUGUCAUAGCUCCUGGCAAAGUCAAGAAAGCCAGAGUGUCAAAGAAGCAAAACUCUCCCUUUGAAAUCCCCCACACGUGUGCAGAGUGCUGGCAGAGCUUCAACCAGACCUCGGACCUCGUCAAGCACAUGCGCAUUCACACAGGUGAAAAGCCCUUUGAGUGUAACCACUGUGGGAAGUGCUUCAAUGUCAGCUCCAACCUCAUCAGACACAAGAGAAUCCACACGGGGGAGAAGCCCUACACUUGCUCUGACUGCGGGAAGAGCUUCACCGACAAGUCCACCCUCACCCAGCACAACCGCAUUCACACGGGGGAGAAGCCCUACACUUGCACUUACUGCGGGAAGAGCUUCAGCCGCAGCUCCCACCACAAGAGACACCAGCGGAUCCAUGCGGGAGAAAACCCCGUCUCUUUUCUGCCCCUGUGGCCUUACCCUAACCAAAUGUACUGAGAGUUGUACUGGAGUGUCACUUGGUGGAGCGGAAGUUGCAGUGGGCCUCUGCCUAGCUGAAGCCUGAACCAUCAUCUCAAAGCACCAGGUGCUUCUCAAAAAUUAAUAGAUUUAUUGCCUUUGUGGGUCCCUGGAGCAGCUAAGACAGAUUACCAGUACCCUAAAUCACUAACAUUCCAGGAUGGAACAAAAACAAAUUUGGAACUGCUGAAUCUCAAGGUCCACCCAGAGUCCCGUGGCAAAUAUGGUCAGAAUUCUUCCUAUGGGGUUUUUCCUGUCUUCCUUUUCCAGGGACUCCAGCCCUAUCCAGACUGGUCCCUAUGAUUUAUUUAAUGGUGUCUAAGAAACAGCCUAUAGAUUUUUAAAAAAAUAUCUGGUAGUUGAAAUAUUAUUGCAAUGUA
Varanus komodoensis (Komodo dragon) is the source of this 2222-nucleotide messenger RNA. Its product is annotated as zinc finger protein 501-like. The transcript has 7 exons. Bases 802 to 1821 code for a protein of 339 amino acids. Gene Ontology annotation, molecular function: DNA-binding transcription factor activity, RNA polymerase II-specific; RNA polymerase II cis-regulatory region sequence-specific DNA binding. Gene Ontology annotation, biological process: regulation of transcription by RNA polymerase II. The record is from RefSeq and is a predicted model, not a curated record. Lineage: Eukaryota; Metazoa; Chordata; Lepidosauria; Squamata; Varanidae.